AUGACUACAGUAACAGACACAUCAAAUUUGCAUCAUAAUCGAAAUAAUGUUAAAACACCAACAUCACAGAUUAUUGGUGAUUUAAAAACAUCAACUAAGACAACUAUGCCAUACAAUAUAAAAGAUUCACAUCAUAAUUCAUUAGUUUCAUUUGCACAAGAUUUUUCUCAAUCUAUUCCAAAUCCUAAGAAUAAUUUUCAAAAAUUUUCAACAUCAUUACUUAAAAAUAAAGCUUUACUUGUACCAACACGUUUAGCACUUAAACGACAACGAGCAUCUCUUAAACCACCUACAUUAAAAUAUGAACCUGUUCGCUCUGAUACACUUCAAAUGGAAUUAGGUAAUCCAGAAGAAUUAACAUUACAUAGUGAUCAUGAUGAGGAUGAACAUACUACAGCAAUGAUAUCACAACAUAUGCAGUUACCAAAAGAACAAAAUCGAAUGCAAUCAACAUCAAAUCAGAGUAGUCCAUUACGAGAAGAUACGCCACAUACUGUACCAACUGAUAUUGCACUCUUGUAUAGAGAAAAACCAUUAUUUUCUCAUCCAAUUACUGGUAAUUUUAUUGUACAAUAUGCUGAAGAAAAUGGAGGUCCAUCACCAUGUUCAUAUGUUUUACCACGUAAAUCAUGUCGAGAAAAAAAUGCACCUGCUUUUUCCUUUGGAUCAAAAUGUUCAGUUGAAAGAAAUGGUGGUUCACGUACAGCUUGGCAAAAACAAUGGUUUGCACAUUCAAAUCCAUAUACAACUAAAGUUGAUUUUAAACGUGAAACUGUUUGGCCAACACCAUUUCAUUAUCCAGCAAAACCAACUUUAGGUGUACAAGUAACUAAAGUUAGUUUUCCAGCAUGGUCUAUUGCAACACGUUUUCAAACAAAUCCAACUGUAAUGUCAGGAAAUAAUCCUGGUCCCGACACAUAUGAUACAAUAUCAGCUUUUCGAAAAUUAAAAGCAAAAAAUACAUAUAUUACAUUGAAAUCACGUCCAGGAGGUACUCAAUUAUCGACUACACAAAUUUCAAAUAAAACUCCUGGUCCAGGUGCACAUGAUGAAAGAAAAUUUUUAUCAAACAAAUAUUCAGCUCCGAAACAUUCAUUUGGUAGACGUAUGCCAACAUCACUUGGUCAAGAUCCUUAUGUAAAUACAUUACCAUCAAUUGAAACUUAA
This is a messenger RNA of Rotaria sordida, 1167 nucleotides long. The record is from the annotation of a GenBank genome assembly. NCBI's taxonomy places the organism in Eukaryota, Metazoa, Rotifera, Eurotatoria, Philodinida, Philodinidae.